AUGGCGAAGAUCGCCAAAACGCACGAAGACAUCGAGGCCCAGAUCCUGGAGAUCCAGGGCAUGAAGGCCUCUCUGCUGGAGGAAGGAGAUCAGGGCGUGGGGCUGGACUCCACAGGCUUCUACGACCAGGAGAUCUAUGGCGGCAGCGACAGCCGCUUCACCGGAUAUGUCACGUCCAUCGCCGCCAACGAGCAGGAGGAGGAUGAUGAAGAGGAUGCUCAGACAAGCCUGCUGGGCCCGAAGAAACCGGGGUACCACGCUCCUGUGGCCAUUCUCAACGCCAUCCCUCAGUCCGAUGAAACGUACGACCCAUUCGCGGAACAUCGUCCUCAGAAGAUCGCAGAGCGUGAGGAUGAGUACAAAGCCCGGCGCAGACAGAUGAUCAUCUCGCCUGAACGUCUCGACCCCUUUGCAGACGGGGGCAAAACGCCGGACCCCAAGCUGCAGGUCAGGUCGUACGUGGACGUCAUGUUGGAGCAGAACCUGUCCAAAGAAGAGAGGGAGAUCCGUCAGCAUCUGGCAGAUAAAGCUAAAUCUGGGGAGUUGAAGGCGGUGAACGGCUCGGCCGCCUCGCAGGCUGCGGCGGCGGCAGCAGCAGCAGCCAAACGGAAACGCCGCUGGGACCAGACGGCCGACCAGACGCCCUCCAACUCCACCCCCAAAAAACUAUCCAGCUGGGACCAGGCUGACGCCUCCGCAGAGACACCCGGACACACGCCCGCUCACACACCCUCCAACAGCCGCUGGGACGAGACGCCCGGACGCCCCAAAGGCAGCGAGACGCCUGGGGCCACCCCCAGCAGCCGCAUGUGGGACCCCACGCCCAGCCACACCCCCGCCGGGGCCGCCACGCCCGGCAGGGACACUCCCGGACACGCCACGCCCGGACACGGCGGCGCCACUGGGAGCGUCCGCAAGAACCGCUGGGACGAGACCCCGAAGACAGAGAGGGAGACCCCCGGCCACGGCAGCGGCUGGGCCGAGACGCCACGCACGGACCGCGGAGACGAGUCGGUGGGAGAGACGCCCACGCCCGGGGCCAGCAAGAGGAAGUCCCGCUGGGACGAAACACCCGCCAGUCAGAUGGGGUCGUCCACGCCGCUGCUCACCCCUGGAAAGACGCCCCUCGGGACCCCAGCCAUGAACAUGGCCACCCCAACCCCAGGACACCUGAUGAGCAUGACCCCCGAGCAGCUGCAAGCCUGGAGAUGGGAGCGUGAGAUCGAUGAGAGGAACCGCCCUCUGACCGAUGAGGAGCUGGACGCCAUGUUUCCCGAGGGCUACAAGGUGUUGCCUCCUCCAGCCGGAUAUGUUCCGAUCCGCACGCCGGCCCGCAAACUGUCGGCCACGCCCACUCCCAUCGGCGGCAUGACAGGCUUCCACAUGCAGCCCGAGGACCGCACCACCAAGCAGAUGAACGACCAGCCAUCAGGGAACCUCCCGUUCCUCAAACCAGAUGACAUCCAGUACUUCGACAAGCUGCUGGUGGAGGUGGACGAGUCCACCCUGAGCCCUGAGGAACAGAAAGAGAGGAAGAUCAUGAAGCUUCUGCUGAAGAUCAAGAAUGGAACUCCGCCCAUGAGAAAGGCCGCUCUGCGUCAGAUCACCGAUAAAGCUCGGGAGUUUGGCGCCGGGCCGCUCUUCAACCAGAUCCUGCCGCUGCUCAUGUCGCCCACGCUGGAGGACCAGGAGCGCCACCUGCUGGUCAAAGUCAUCGACCGCAUCCUGUACAAGCUGGACGACCUGGUGCGGCCGUACGUGCACAAGAUCCUGGUGGUGAUCGAGCCGCUGCUCAUCGAUGAAGACUACUACGCUCGAGUGGAGGGCCGAGAGAUCAUCUCCAACUUGGCUAAGGCUGCUGGCUUAGCCACCAUGAUCUCCACUAUGCGGCCGGACAUUGACAACAUGGACGAGUACGUGAGAAACACCACAGCUCGGGCGUUCGCCGUGGUGGCUUCGGCCCUCGGCAUCCCGUCGCUGCUGCCGUUCCUCAAAGCCGUGUGCAAGAGCAAGAAGUCGUGGCAGGCCCGGCACACCGGCAUCAAGAUCGUGCAGCAGAUCGCCAUCCUCAUGGGCUGCGCCAUCCUGCCACACCUUCGCAGUCUGGUGGAGAUCAUUGAGCACGGUCUGGUGGACGAGCAGCAGAAGGUGAGGACCAUCAGCGCCCUGGCCAUCGCCGCCCUGGCUGAGGCGGCUACUCCGUACGGUAUCGAGUCCUUUGACUCGGUGCUGAAGCCGCUGUGGAAAGGCAUCCGGCAGCACAGAGGAAAGGGUCUGGCAGCUUUCCUGAAAGCCAUCGGCUACCUGAUCCCUCUGAUGGACGCGGAGUACGCCAACUACUACACCAGAGAGGUGAUGCUGAUCCUCAUCAGAGAGUUCCAGUCCCCCGACGAGGAGAUGAAGAAGAUCGUGCUCAAGGUGGUGAAGCAGUGCUGUGGCACCGACGGUGUGGAGGCAAACUACAUCAAGACAGAGAUCCUGCCGCCGUUCUUCAAACACUUCUGGCAGCACCGGAUGGCUCUGGACCGCAGGAACUACAGACAGCUGGUGGACACCACGGUGGAGCUUGCCAACAAGGUGGGCGCGGCCGAGAUCAUCUCCCGCAUCGUGGACGACCUGAAGGACGAGGCGGAGCAGUACAGGAAGAUGGUGAUGGAGACCAUCGAGAAGAUCAUGGGCAACCUGGGAGCCGCCGACAUCGACCACAAGCUGGAGGAGCAGCUGAUCGACGGCAUCCUGUACGCCUUCCAGGAGCAGACCACCGAGGACUCGGUGAUGCUGAACGGCUUUGGAACCGUGGUGAACGCCCUCGGGAAGCGAGUGAAGCCCUACCUGCCUCAGAUCUGCGGUACGGUGCUGUGGCGUCUCAACAACAAGUCUGCCAAAGUCCGCCAGCAGGCCGCCGACCUCAUUUCCCGCACCGCCGUGGUCAUGAAGACUUGCCAGGAGGAGAAGCUGAUGGGUCACUUGGGUGUGGUUCUGUAUGAGUACCUGGGAGAGGAAUACCCCGAGGUCCUGGGCAGCAUCCUGGGUGCUCUGAAGGCCAUCGUCAACGUCAUCGGAAUGCACAAGAUGACUCCUCCCAUCAAAGACCUGCUGCCUCGUCUGACGCCCAUCCUGAAGAAUCGACACGAGAAGGUCCAGGAGAACUGCAUCGACCUGGUGGGGCGAAUCGCUGACAGGGGAGCGGAGUAUGUGUCGGCCAGGGAGUGGAUGAGGAUCUGCUUCGAGCUGCUGGAGCUGCUGAAGGCUCACAAGAAGGCCAUCCGCCGAGCCACCGUCAACACCUUCGGUUACAUCGCCAAAGCCAUCGGCCCUCAUGACGUCCUGGCAACACUGCUCAACAACCUGAAGGUGCAGGAGCGUCAGAACAGGGUCUGCACCACCGUGGCCAUCGCCAUCGUGGCCGAGACCUGCUCGCCGUUCACCGUGCUGCCGGCGCUCAUGAACGAGUACCGCGUCCCCGAGCUCAAUGUGCAGAACGGCGUCCUGAAAUCCCUCUCCUUCCUGUUCGAGUACAUCGGAGAGAUGGGCAAAGAUUACAUCUACGCCGUCACGCCGCUGCUGGAGGACGCGUUGAUGGACAGAGACCUGGUUCACCGACAGACCGCCAGCGCCGUGGUGCAGCACAUGUCUCUGGGCGUCUACGGCUUCGGCUGCGAGGACUCGCUCAACCACCUCCUGAACUACGUCUGGCCCAACGUCUUCGAGACGUCGCCGCACGUCAUCCAGGCCGUCAUGGGCGCUCUGGAGGGGCUGCGCGUCGCCAUCGGACCCUGCCGCAUGCUGCAGUACUGCCUCCAGGGUCUGUUCCAUCCAGCUCGGAAGGUUCGAGAUGUGUACUGGAAAAUCUACAAUUCCAUCUACAUCGGCUCUCAGGACGCUCUGAUUGCUCACUACCCGCAAGUCUACAACGACGACAAAAACGUCUUCGUACGCUAUGAGCUGGAGUACGUGGUGUAGCUGACCCCGCCCCCACCCUCUCUACCAGGCCCUGCCCCCUAUGCCCCGCCCUCUAUGCCCCGCCCCUCUGUUUUGAUUAGGGUUUUUGGAGAGUUAAGUCUGUUCGUAAUUUUUUAUUUGAUUCUUGCUAGUUCUGUUGCUCCCACACAAAAACCUUCUGAUCCAAUGUUGAGUUAUUUAACCAAAUAAAAUGUUUGUGUAUAAAAACCC
This is a messenger RNA of Salarias fasciatus (jewelled blenny), 4173 nucleotides long. It is a transcript of the gene sf3b1, whose product is annotated as splicing factor 3b, subunit 1. Gene Ontology annotation, molecular function: mRNA binding. Gene Ontology annotation, biological process: spliceosomal complex assembly. The record is from RefSeq and is a predicted model, not a curated record. NCBI's taxonomy places the organism in Eukaryota, Metazoa, Chordata, Actinopteri, Blenniiformes, Blenniidae.